ACUUGACGAUAUGAGCUGACAGUUCACGGUACUUAGAGCAGUAUCUGCAAGGUGGACUUGAGAUUUUUUAAUUAUUGUGGGCCUACGUAAUAGUCAGUAAUAAAUAAACAUUAAGAACGAUAUAGUAAUAGCGAAGUUGACUUGAACGAUGGGCCUUAAGCCGGGAGUCAGGGUGCUGGUGUGCCUAGUGUCUAUUCAUCUAAUAGUUGCAUACGGCUACCCGGACACCGAAGACAUCUCCUGCGAGACUAAAGAAACCUGCGCGGCAUGCAUCCGGACACCGCAAUGCAUAUGGUGUGCAGAUAUUCGACCAAUCAAGUCCGAGGAUGCCGUUAAAAAUAUCCCCGAGCAACCACGCUGCACGCACCGAAAAUUCAACAGUGAAUCAUGGUGUCGCAUAGAUUUGGUAGUGGAUAAAAACGAGACGUUGGUCCCGAAAGAUGAUCCAUUUUCCUCCCAGCAAAAUAAUCAAACCCAGGUGAAGCCGCAACACGUAAAGAUAUCUUUGCGCCGCCAGGAAGAGCUGCGCAUAAACAUGUCUUAUCAGCAAGCCAAUGAUUACCCAGUCGAUCUCUACUUCCUCAUGGAUUUAUCCGCAUCAAUGGAACCUUACAGAAACAAUCUUGCUAAGUUAGGCGUAAAGGUGGUAGAAGCCAUGGGCAAACUUACCUCCAAUUUUCAUCUCGGGUUUGGUAGCUUCAUCGACAAGGUAGCCCUACCUAUGACAAACACGCAGAGUGAAUGGUUAAAAGUGUGCAAAUUGAAGGAUGGGACCCGGUGUGCUUUACCCUAUGGAUUCAAGCAUCAAAUGAAACUGGGCACGAAUGUCUCACUUUUUACGACAAAAGUAGAAAAGGCGGAAAUCUCUGCUAAUCUGGACGUCCCAGAAGGCGGUUUAGAUGGAUUGAUGCAAGCAAUAGUCUGCCAGCAUGAUAUCGGUUGGCGUAAGAAUGCGCGUCGCCUUUUGGUAUACUCAUCCGAUGCCACAUAUCACAUAGCUGGCGAUGGCAAGCUAGCAGGAAUCGUUGAACCAAACGACGAGACGUGCCACUUGGACGAAAAAGGUGCCUAUACACACGCUGAAAUCCUCGAUUAUCCCUCCAUAACACAGAUGAAUAAGCAAAUUCAAAAGAACAGCAUUAACGUUAUAUUCGACGUGACCAAAGCUGUGAGUCGUGAUUACCAGGAUUUAAGCCUGCGUAUCAACGGUUCUUCCGUCGGGCUCCUCGACAGUAAGUCUGACAAUAAGACCGUGGUGGAUAUCAUCCUCAGUCAGUACGAGACACUAACUAACAAAAUCACCAUGACGAGUAGCCACCCAGAAUUCAUCGAAGUCAAAUUUUUCUCCCGCUGUAUGAACCAGUCGGCUCCACUCAGUGAGACUAACGAAUGCGACGGUAUCCGUGUAAAUAAGUCCGUGCAAUUUGAGAUUUCUAUAAAGGCCAUCGAGUGUCCCGAACGGCCCGAAGAUUGGCACCAGAUAAUCGAGAUCAAACCGCAGGGCGUCGACGAAAGACUAACGAUCGAAGUCGAUCUAAUCUGCGAUUGUCCGUGUUCGAAACCUGACAACGGGUACUUCAAGGCCAACGCGCCUGAGUGCCACGGCAACGGUAACCUCGCCUGUGGUAUUUGCGAAUGCAACAAAUAUUUCCAAGGCAAAGACUGCUAUUGCCCAAGAAAUGGCCCCGAAACGACGGAAAUAUCAUCCACCGGCUGUGCACCUGCCAACGCCACGAAAGCGGAGCUCUGCAGUGGAAAGAAUCGUGGCAAAUGCGUUUGUAAGAAGUGCGAGUGCCUCGCGGGACCAAGACAGGGUGAUAAAUAUAUGGGGAAGUUUUGCGAGUGCGACAACUUCUCAUGCCCGCGGUCCAACCUAAAGGUUUGCGGUGGUCCAUCGCGGGGAACGUGCUACUGCGGUAAGUGCAUAUGUAAGCAGGGUUGGGGCGGUGAUUCUUGCGAGUGCAGCACGUCCAAUACUUGCAUUAACCCCGUGUCUAAGAAGGUGUGCAGCGGGUUCGGGGAAUGCAAAUGCGGUAUCUGCGAAUGCGACACUAUCAAGGGAAGAACCGGACAAUACUGUCAGGACUGUCCGACGUGUUCGAAUCAGUACUGCGAGACUUUGAAGGAUUGUGUUGAGUGCUAUGUUCACAAAACUGGACGCGCUGUGGUCGGAGAUGGUUGCGAUUCAUCUGAGUGCGGAAACGUUGAAGUGUCCGAAAAGGUUGAAACAAUCGACGAGCCGGAGGCAGAUUCCAAGUAUAAGAAGUGUAUGGUACCCGACGACAAUGGUUGUACCUUCGCGUUCAAGUAUGAGGUUGGAGGCUACCAAAGAGGAGACCAACGAUUUGACAAAGUAAUUGCCGAAAAGAAAAAGAAAUGCAGUGCUCUUCCUUUGUUCAGCCCGCUAACCACGGCAGCGGGAGUGAUAUUGCUUACGCUCUUUCUUGGGCUGCUGGGUCUUCUUGCCUGGAAAGCAGUGACCAUGUUCUACGAUCACCGAGAAUACGUCAAAUUCGAAAAGGAACGCGUGUGCGCUACUUACGAAGGGGGCACAAAUCCAAUCUACAAGGCCGCAAAAUCUACUUUCAACAAUCCCAUGUUCGGCACUGAAUCCACGGCCCAGUGACACUUGAGGGGAGAAUCCCACCUGUUUAUCAUGGAAAAGCGUUAUUCGUGAUAUUUUACGUAAGCUAAGACUUCAAAUCUACUAUAGCUGUGAGUGGGUCAGCACAGCGUCGUGACGAAGGUCGGAAAACUGAGUGAGAAAUGAAAAGUUGUUAUUCACACUUUGUGAAACGAGAGAGCGCUCGAAACUGAAUUAUCUGAUAAAGAAAGUAACACCAAAAACAUAAAAAUAUAAAAAAAUUGCAUGCUUAUAAAGCAUCCCUGUAUGACGUAGAUGAAAAAAAAAUUUGAUUAUUCCUCAUCUCGUUCUGUAAUUUUGUUAAUGUAAGAACUGAAUAAAGGUCGCCGUUUGAAUCAGUAUUCUAAAAACAUUAAAACUCAUAUUUAGGGAUCUACUUGCAAGAGUUGCAGCAAAAUGAGAAAAUAUCGGUGUCACCUCAAGAAUUGUUUUAAUACAAAAUGAAAUCAGCUGUUCCUACGACUGUAACAUGGUAAACUUAAAAAAAAAAAAUACGGUUUGUUCAGUUGCUCGCAGCGACGU
Molecule: messenger RNA, 3166 nt
Organism: Neodiprion fabricii
Lineage: Eukaryota; Metazoa; Arthropoda; Insecta; Hymenoptera; Diprionidae
Product: integrin beta-PS-like
Exons: 14
Coding region: 149-2626 (825 amino acids)
Biological process (GO): integrin-mediated signaling pathway; cell-matrix adhesion; cell adhesion mediated by integrin
Cellular component (GO): integrin complex; focal adhesion; cell surface
Molecular function (GO): integrin binding
Source: RefSeq, a predicted model, not a curated record